AAAGAUAUGUAUGUGUAUAUAUGAGGAAGGUUUUUUUUGGACCCUUACCCUCUCUCCCCCAUCAUAGAUAAAGCAUAGUUCUUGAUCCACACUCCAGUCCAGACGGUGGCGGUAAUGCACGUUUAAGCGUGUUUGCCAACCGCCAAUAAAACACCAAAGAAGAAGACGAUAUGUUUGCUUUUAUUUGUGUUAUGACUUCAGGAGACGCGACAGGAAGAGUUCAGUGAAACUAGCGAACAGGCUUUAUAUGACGGACUGGAGCUGAUCGAAGGGUUCACACCGAUCUGGAGCUAAAGCCAAAGCUAAUGCUGGGUUUAACACGGCUCGCGUCUCCUGAAGAGAGUUAACCAGCGACGCGUUCGAGAACAGCAGGAGUCCGCCUCAGAUGAGAGCCAACGGAUCCGCUCGGCGAUGAGUCCGCAGAAGAAGAUGAAGAAGCGGAAGGAGCUAAACGCGCUCAUCGGCCUCAGCGACAGCCGCAGGAAGAGCAAGCAGAGCAGCGGACACCGGCUGCUGCGGACCGGGACCGGAACCGGAACCGGGACAGACACCGAGAGCGAGUCCGAGUCCGGUGCAGACGAGCGGGGCUUCGGCGGGGCGGUCUUGCUGCGGUGCUGCUCGCUCUGUUACCCACUGUGUGUUUUCCUGGUUCUUGCGACGUGUGUCAUGGUCUCCGCCGGACUCAUCUGGAUGCAGAUCACCCUCAAAGAGGACCUGGGCUCCAUGAAGCAGAAGAUCCUCAUCAUGGAGAGCAGUCAGAAGCUCUCAUCACACGAGAUCCUGAAGCUCAGUGAGGACCUGAAGAACAAACAGAUGAAGCUGGACGAGCUGGAGAGCGGAGACAGAGGCCUGGUCAAACUCUGGUCCAACCUGAGCGAGAUCAGUCUGAAGCUCAGCGCUCUCGAUUCUGCUGUGAAUCACCUCAAGACCAACAUUAAAUCAUCCUCCGAUCUGAUCACACUGCCGCGGACGAUAGAGGAGCUGCAGAAGAGCGUGGCCUCCAUCAGCAGCACUGUCACCAGCGUGCAGCACGAUGUCUCUCUGAUUCAGUCAGUGGUGGAGGAGAAAAGGGCUGAAGAUCAGCUGAAGGACAGCGCUAAUGAAGAGAAACCUGUGAACAGCAGCAGCUGUGUGACACUGAAGCAGGAGCUGCUGCGUCUGGAGGACGGGGUGAAGCAGAUGAACCGCUCCGUGCUGCUGCAGGAGUCCAGCUCGAGCGAGCAGAUCCAGAGCGUGCGCUUCGUUCUGUCAGACCUGAGCAGACGUCUGUCAGCGCUGGACCAGAGCCAGUCCAGAGACACGUGUUGUCCACCUGUGAUCCAAUCAAAACCUGUCGUCUUACGAAGUGUUAACGGCCUACGCUACUUACAUUUUAGACAAUGGUACGGUUGAGUUCUUUUUCACCAACACAGUGUUAAUUAUGACAGAAAAUUUGGAUUUAGUUUAAGUCAUAGUCUUUGGACUAAAAUGCCAUUUUUAGUUUUAGUCUUAUUUUAGUGAUCUGAAUUGUUUUUAGUCUUAGUCUAGUUUUAGUUGACUAAAUCUACAGUAAAUUUAAUCAAAUAAAAUCUAAUGUGUUUAAUUACAGCGUAAAGCAUUAAGAAAACAUCUGGUGAUAUGAAUGAUUAGAACAUGAUUUAACUGCUUUGACACAAAAAAGUCUUUAUCUUAAAGUUAAAUAAAAUGAUAUUGUCAUGCUUCACGGUGAGAAGAGCUUGUUAUUACUGAUUCAAGCACACAAGAUGUCAGGAAUCUGAAUGUGUUUGGAGAGGGAUAGUGGAUAUUUGUUAGCU
Carassius auratus (goldfish) is the source of this 1793-nucleotide messenger RNA. Its product is annotated as EF-hand calcium-binding domain-containing protein 14-like. The record is from RefSeq and is a predicted model, not a curated record. The transcript is spliced from 8 exons. NCBI's taxonomy places the organism in Eukaryota, Metazoa, Chordata, Actinopteri, Cypriniformes, Cyprinidae. The coding region runs from base 412 to 1392 and encodes 326 amino acids.